Messenger RNA from Penicillium longicatenatum, 1674 nucleotides. It is a transcript of the gene trm6, whose product is annotated as tRNA 1-methyladenosine methyltransferase subunit GCD10. NCBI's taxonomy places the organism in Eukaryota, Fungi, Ascomycota, Eurotiomycetes, Eurotiales, Aspergillaceae. Gene Ontology annotation, cellular component: nucleus; tRNA (m1A) methyltransferase complex. The transcript is spliced from 2 exons. The record is from RefSeq and is a predicted model, not a curated record. Gene Ontology annotation, biological process: tRNA methylation. The coding region runs from base 1 to 1674 and encodes 557 amino acids.
AUGCAUUCUUAUAUUCGGCCGAACCAGCAUGCCAUUGUGCAGCUGCCUUCGGAUCAGGUCCGCAUCAUUAAGCCGGUACCAAACAGCAUAGUUUCCUUGGGCAAGUAUGGCAACUUUGCCGCAAACCAGAUUAUUGGCCGCCCCUUCUACUUGACCUUCGAGAUCCAAGACACCCCCGAACCUGAUGGGUACCAAUUGCGCGUUGUCUCAGCCACCGAAUUGCAUGCCGAAACCCUCAUCGAAGAGGCCGAGGCCGAAGGCGAGGGCGAGGAAGGAGAAGCAGGCGCAGGAACCCCGAUGCGCACAAACCAGAAGAUUGUCGACGAUGCUUCCACACAGCGAUUGACUCUGGAGGAGAUCGAAGAGCUGAAGAAGGAGGCCGGUGGGGCUGGUAAAGAGAUUGUCGCAAAGCUUCUCGAGUCGCAUUCGGCUAUCGACCAGAAGACAGCGUUCUCUUUGGCAAAAUACACAUUGCGCAAGCGCAAGAAGUACAUCAAAAGAUUCACAGUGCUCCCGCUAGACGUCAGCGGCCUCGCAAAUUAUUUGCUGUCCGAGAAGGAUACCGGGAAGGGCAUGGAGUUGCGCGACGAGCACAUCGGGUUACUCGGGUGCUUGGGCAAUGUGCACCACGGUGGACAGUCCAAAACGGAAAUAAUUCCCGAUGUGAAGCCAAAUGGACGGUACUUCGUGGUGGACGAGACAGGCGGUUUGAUUGUGGCCGCCAUGGCUGAGCGAAUGGGCAUUCUAUACCCUCAUGAUAAUGAAGAGGAUGAGGACGAGGCUACCGAUGAGCCGUCAGCUACAGGCAACCCAGAGCCCCGGGGCUUCACACCAAUCCGUCGUCGUCGCACUCGACCAAUGUCUGCAUCAGGGAAUACUCUGACCGUCAUCCACGCCCAGGCGCAACCCAAUUUGUCACUCUUAAAAUACUUUGGCUACGAUAUCAACCUUCCCGAUGAAUCCCACCCCCUUCACACCCACCUCAAGUCCGUUUCAUGGCUCCAGCUGAAGAACCCCUCUCACGACCCUAUUCUUUCCAACGAACCGACCGCUCUUCCCGCUGCAGAGCUGGCCGAGAUGAAACCCAGCAAGCGCACAGGAUAUUACUUUAAACGAAACCGCUGGGAGAAAGUCAAGGGUGUGACGGAUGAGGCUCGUGCGGGCGGCUUUGACGGCCUUAUCGUUGGAACUCUGCUUCAACCUGAGAGUGUCUUGCAACAUGCCAUCCCUCUCCUGUCCGGCUCAGCCUCUAUCUCCAUAUACUCGCCCUAUGUCGAGCCCCUUGUCAAGUUGAUGGACUUCUACUCUACUGCGCGGAGAACGGCAUUCAUCACCCGGAAGCGCGAGCUGGAAUCACAGAAAAACGCUGAUGGAGAGGCUGACCUGUCUCCGCUGAAGGAGGAAUUCGAAGUUGACCCGACACAGCUUCUACCACCGACACUACACCGCUCCCGCGUGCGAGCCUGGCAAGUUCUACCGGGUCGGACCCAUCCUCUGAUGACCAGUCGCGGCGGAGCAGAGGGAUACCUCUUCCACGCUGUGCGUGUCAUUCCCACUGCGGAGCAUAUCCAGGCUGCUGGCACAUUCCGAAAGAAGCGCAAGUUGGAAACAACAGCAACGUCCACCCCGACUAGCGACAAAGAUGCUGACAAGGAUGUGGUGAUGUUAUCAUAA